Molecule: messenger RNA, 3148 nt
Organism: Spea bombifrons (plains spadefoot toad)
Lineage: Eukaryota; Metazoa; Chordata; Amphibia; Anura; Pelobatidae
Gene: SNX19
Product: sorting nexin 19
Exons: 12
Coding region: 251-3055 (934 amino acids)
Cellular component (GO): intracellular membrane-bounded organelle; early endosome membrane
Molecular function (GO): phosphatidylinositol binding
Source: RefSeq, a predicted model, not a curated record
GAGGAGGAAGAGCCAAUCACAAUAUGGCUGCGGUUCCAUCGUGCACUGCGCCCUGUAGCAUCCUACCUGAAAUAAUGCGAUUAUCCUGAGUUUUAUGACGGAAGGUGAGCGGUGACACUCGCAGGAGCAUUACCGGGCCCCUGACACCCGGAUGUGCGCAGCAUGUGACAGCCGGUGCUCUGCUCUCAUCCCUGGAGGAAACGGACCGAGACUGACGGUGAUGUGACAGCAACAGUCUAUUGAUACAAACAUGGAGAAUAUGAAAUGUGGAGGUUAUUCUCCUAAAAGCCUAAACAGAAAAUGGAUACUUCUGGUCUCCGGGGUCCUUCUCGUGUGGUUGGUAUUGGUUCACCUCCUCGUCAGCGCAUGGCUUCUCCUCCUCUUCUCCGCCAUCAUGGCUGCCAUCGGAGCGUGGCUUGGGCCACAGCUCAUACUCGACUGUCGGACCCAAAUACACCUCGAAAGGUUUAUUUCCUUAGAGGAAAGCAGCCAAUCUCCAGACGCAGAGGGCGAGUUGGACAAAGAGAUCGCGGUCACCAUCCAGAAGAUCGUCAGAGACUUCGUCUCAUCCUGGUACCGGAAACUUAGCCAUGAGACGGCCUUUGAGGACGAGGUGAGAACGGCGAUGUGGUAUCUUUCCAUGGAGCUGAAAAGAAGGUUGAGUGGCACCAGUCGGGAAGAGCUGACCCGGAAGUUACUGAUUCUUGGAGGCUGCCAUCUGCAGGGCUAUAAGUGGGCCAAAGCACGAGUCGAAGGAAUCCCGUCCCAGGCGGAGAGGGAAUCGAGGUUAUGGGAAGCGUACCAAGAACUAAGCCCAACUCACCGAGCGCUUUCUGAUUUCAGAGGCGAGGUUGACCAUGCUAGAUACGUGGUGGAUCUCUUGCUGCGGGAGCUCGUCCCAAGGCUUCACUUGGAGAGUCGCACCGGGCGACACUUAGUUGUGGAGUUAAUCGCGUGUAACGUUGUGUUACCUCUGGUGGGCAAAAUGUCGGAACCGGACUGGAUUAACGUGGUCCUGACCAACAUUUUCUCUAAAGCUCCCUUAAAGGUGGAUGAGGAGACUCAAGAGAUCCCAGUGCAGUUGGUGGUUCCAAAGUCUCUUCCUCUGAAUCAGGAAGUUACCCCGCAGCUCGUUUUGCCCUCACCGCUGCCGGACAACAUCUCCUCCUACGAAGUAAUCGAUAGUAUAGACAUGGAUCAGGAAAGUGAGGGGGGACCGAAAGACCCUUUGGAUGGUACGGAGGAGUUAGCGUCGUGUAAAAGUAAGUCCGACGCUUUCUCUGUACACUACCUGCAGCCUCCAAAUUCUUCAAGCCCUUUCUUUCUCUGUGAUGAAUCGGAGCUGGAAUCCCCUCUUUCUGAUUUGGGGAGGGAAACGGACCCUCCUUUGAUGAACUCGUCUGACGACCUCCUCUCUGACUGCUGCAUGGACUCGAUCACCCCGGCGGAGAGUCCCUGCGUUCCACACGAGGAAAGUGGAGGCUUAAUAGAAGACGGAGGUUUGCUGCUGCUGCCAGGCGGCGUGCCGAGCCGGCCAGAAAUUCUCCUUGAACCUGCAGGACUUGCCCCCGAAUAUAAAAAUACCCCCCAGAACGACAAAGAAGGUCUGAGCCCACUGGAGGUUUCUUCCCUCGUCGCUUCUUCACCGACGGCUCCUCUGCAUCCGUUUAGCUUCGUGCCUCUUAGUAGCCCAGACGGUCCAGUGUUAAUCCAAAACCUCCGCAUCACCGGAACCAUCACUGCUCGAGAACACAGCGGCACCGGCUCCCAUCCGUAUACAUUGUACACGAUCAAGUACGAUACAGCUUUGGACAGCCAGUCCCUGGGAAGUCUGCAGCCCAUGGCCUACCACACGGUCAACCGGCGUUACCGCGAGUUCCUCAACCUGCAGACACGUCUGGAGGAGAGACCUGACCUGCGCAAGUUUGUCAAGCAUAUUAAAGGCCCUAAGAAAUUUCUUCCGGAUUUGCCGUUUGGAAACAUGGAUAGCGAGAAGGUUGAGGCGCGGAAAAGCCUGUUGGAGUCAUUUUUAAGACAACUGUGCGCCGUCCCCGAGAUCGCGAGCAGCGAGGAAGUGCAGGAGUUCCUAGCUCUGAACACAGACGCCCGAAUUGCUUUUGUUAAGAAGCCCUUCCUGGUCUCACGAAUUGACAAGAUCGUAGUAAAUGCCAUCGUGGACACCCUGAAGACCGCGUUCCCUCGUUCUGAGCCCCAGAGCCCCACCGAUGAGUUGAGUGAGAAUGAGGUUGACGGCAAACCUCAGAAUGACAACAAAAAGACCCCAAAAUCACGUCUUCGUUUCCCCUCCAGUAAAAUCGCCCCGGUUCUGACCUCGUCCGACACGCAGGAGAGAAUAAUCUAUUCCUUCCGUGAGAGCAGCGCGGUCUCGGGUGCCACGUCAGUGAGAGCGAUGGAAUCCUUUAUCCAGAAACAGGAUCUGCUGCUGAGAGAGACCCCCUGUGACAGAGCGCCUACCACCGGCCCACCUGAGAGGGCAGAGACCGUUCCCCAGCAGCCUCCAAAAGCAGGGCUGGACGGCGGGCUGGCUUCGGUGGCUCUCGAGGUGCUGUGGAUGGUUAUGAGGGAGCAGUGGAGUUGGCUUUGUACGGAUAAUAUGCAGAAACUCACCCAUCUGCUGUGCGGGAGCCUCAUCCAGCGGUGGUUGGAGGUCGAGGUCUCAAACAUCACCUGCAUGCAGCGAUGGGCUCUGUACCUGCGUUUGCUGCAGCAAGCCAUCUGGCCUGGAGGUGCCCUUCGCAGCCAUCCCCGGCCGCCGAGGACUCAGGAACAAAAGGAUGCGGCUCACAACCAGGCCCUGCAAAGCCUUAUGGGUAUUUUACCAGAUCUGGUGCCAGGAAUCCUGGGGAGGCAGAAAUAUCAGCAGGCCUGGCACUCGGUGCUCGACUCGCUCCAGCACCCCCAGAUUAACAGGCAUUUGAUUUAUUGCAUCUGGGACAUUCUCCUGGAAGGUGUGACUUCGGGUUCCGCGCCGGAGGGGAAUAUCCUCCUUACGUCGGAUCCCCGAAGGAGAGAGCUGGGGCAGAAGGGCAGUUGAUGCGGGGGUUUGGAAGUACCAGAGUACCGAAGGAAUAUAAUAUGUGGCUGGAAAUGCACCCCAUAUCCUCCAUGCAAGUAUUAACCCCAUGUG